This is a messenger RNA of Prunus armeniaca (apricot), 213 nucleotides long. The record is from the annotation of a GenBank genome assembly. Lineage: Eukaryota; Viridiplantae; Streptophyta; Magnoliopsida; Rosales; Rosaceae.
AUGGUUGUCCAAAUACCAGAAAUUGCAGAAAUAAAGUGUGCUGCCCUAGAAGAUGACCCGAAAUCCCCAUUCGUACUCCCCUUUGGGCGGAAGACUACGAAGGCCAAAAUCAUUGUCUUUGGAAUUACAUUGGUACUGGAGUUGUUGGUUAAUGAGAUCCACCAUGAAGUACUUGGAGCAAAGGCUGAGGCAAGGAGAAGCACAACGCAGUAA